AAAUAUUAGAGCUGGCGAAGGGUGAGAGCAGGCUAGGCUGAAGUCGCGUUACACGAUUGCCCGAAGGGCGAACCAAGCGUGGAAAGCACGCAGUCCUUCUUCCCCUCCUCCCAAUCCCCUCCUUCACUGUCCUACUUCACCCAGUCUAGCAGCAAAUGUAGAUGAACACAGUGUGCCUUUCCUUCUCACCUCAGAAUGGCGGAGAGAGAAGCGCUAGAACCAUUGCUAGAGAAUGAGGAUGCCAGGCGACAGCGCCAGAAACAGCAACAGGAGCCGAAUAGCACGCCUGGCAGAAAGAAGUCACGCCGUGUGGGCAUCGUUGAGCCUUUACCUGUGUCCAGAUCAUCUGAUGUCAAUUUUCAGCCAGAGGGCGCCGAUCAGCCACCAAAUCUUUCACCACCUUUGAGUCCAAGUAGUGCGGAUAAGCCAUUUCGAAGAUCCAUAUCCGUGUAUGUAGCUGGUGAUCGCCAGGAAGAGGAACGACAGAGGUUGAUGGCUGGUGUGAAGUCCGUUGAUAUCUACACAAGACGCUGGUACAUUUUAGCAAUGGCGGCCUUGCUGGCUAUGCUGGAAGGGUGCAUCUGGAACACGUGGGGUCCCAUAGCCGCUCCCGCGCAGUUAGUUUUCCAAUGGAGUGAAGCCGACAUUGCCCUGUUGGCUAACUGGGGCUGCAUCGCAUACUGCGUGACUGCAUUCCCACUGUCCUGGGUCAUGGAUGCAAAAGGACUGCGGCCAGCUGUGGUCAUCGCAGCUCUGUUUAUCACUGCCGGAGCUGGACUCAGAUGUGUUAGUAUGGAUCAUCCCGAAGCUAAUUGGUACAUAAAUGCAGGACACAUCCUCAAUGGCCUGUCAUCUCCUGUUACCUUCGGUGCUCCUCCCUUGGUGUCAGCCAUUUGGUUUGCUCCUGAACAGCGUACGCUAGCAACGUCCAUUGGUACAAUAGCAAGCUACACUGGUAUAGCACUGUCGUUUGUCAUCGGCCCUGUUGUUGUUCCCGAGCAGAACACCAACACCACUACUGGACAGAACGGGUCUAACUCAAGCUUCCAUGAUUUGAACGACUACUCCUUUGAUUACUUGGAUGCAAACAGCAAUGGCACUAGUCAGUAUCUUGAGGACACCAAACGUCGCAUCCAAUGGCUGCUACGGGGAGAGGCCAUCGUUGCAGGGACGUUACUGAUUCUUGUUGUGUUAUACUUCCCAUCAAAGCCGCCUUUGCCACCGUCACUUUCCAGCAGUGGUAGUCGACUGGAGUUUGUGGCCGGCCUCAAACGACUACUGACGAAGAAAGUAUUUUGGGUGAUCACACUGAUCUAUGGCCUGACCAGCGGUAUCUACAGUGGCUGGUCAGCUGUACUCAAUCUCAUUCUGGCACAUUUUGGUAUCAGUCAGUCGCACGCUGGGUGGAUUGGAUUCUUUAGCACUGUGGCUGGUGCUGUGGGUGGCAUGCUUGUAGCAGGGAUUGCUGACCGGUUUGGCGGGAAGUUGCGACAGAUUCUUAUUGUGCUGUUCAUGGCCUCAACGGUAUUUUUCAGCUGGUUUGCGGUAACCGGCAUUGACAAAGUGUCCAUCUUUGAGAGUGAUAUGCUCAAGAAAGUGUCAUUCUACAUGAGCUCCAUCAUAGGCGGUUUCUUCAUCAACAGCACAAUACCACUCUUUUUCGAAAUGGCCGUCGAAGCUGCCUUUCCGAUUUCUGAAGGAAUUGCUGCCGUCAUCAUCAUGCUUUCAAACAAUAUCUUCUCCAUCGUGCUAUUGUUUGCACUGCAGAUUCAUGGCAUAGGGAUCUCGUGGACAACGUGGUCGCUAGUUGGUUCAUGUGCGUUGUCAAUACCUAUCCUGGCUGUGCUCAAGGAUCGCUACGUACGCUCUUCUCUGGACGCAGCAGCCACGGCGGCGGCGGUAUCAGUGCAAGCACGCUCUCCCAAGCCAUCUGAUGCAGGCGGCCGUCAGCCUCGAUCAUCGCGUGAUGAGAGUGCUACACUGCGCAGGUCCAUGACAAUGGCAGCGGGAAGUUUGCGGAGAGACAGGAUCCCCUCGUAGUACAGACAUGUGCAUCCCGCUCUUUAGUACACCAUGCAUGGUAUACAUACAUGAGUGCUUUAGUACACCAUGCAUGGUAUACAUACAUGAGUGCAGCUGCUCUUUAGUACACCAUGCAUGGUAUACAUACAUGAGUGCAGCUGCUCUUUAGUACACCAUGCAUGGUAUACAUACAUGAGUGCAGCUGCUCUUUAGUACACCAUGCAUGGUAUACAUACAUGAGUGCGGCUGCUCACGCCAGACUGGUAGGAGAUGCAAACCGUGAUGAAGUACAGUGGCUCUUGAAUAACAGGUCAGAUAAGAGCGCUGGUUGAGUGCAUGCACACCCAGCCAAACACCACCGUUCUGCCUGGUGUACAACGUAAGCUGCACAAACUGUCUGAUGCUCUGAUCAACGGCCAAGUAUAGCUGGUGUUGCUUGUCAGACACGCCACCACUACACAAGCAAUUCUGGCAGUCGAACAAAAGAGCUGUGCAGUGCUCAAUCUUCCACAUAGCAUGCAUAAGCGUGACCCAAUCAAAUCCACAAAUCAGCCCUGAGCGAGUACUGCAUUAUGGUAUUAGCUAGAGUCCAAAAGUGGGGCAACGGACUCUUGCUUUAUGUAACUGCAAGCCCAGUGCCUGACAGCAAAACCUCUUAAUUAAUUAUGUUCAGUACGUGCAGGGGUAAUGUGUAGGCAAAUCUGUUUAAUAAUUCUAAUAUCAGCCCUUGACUCUCGGCCAAACGAAGCAACCGCACUCAUAUCCAUUAUCAUAAUUAUUUCCAACAAUUUGGAGUAAUAUUGUUCUGUUUCGGAAUGCUGCUGUGUCCAUUAUUAUUCUAUACACUUGUGAGCAAAACCCUGCUUUAGCAUUCUUUCUUAUGAUUUGAAGUUUUUAACCAUCGCCAAGACAACGCGUCCAUUUCACCACAUAUAGCACCUCAUGGGUUGACUGUACAUCAUGACAUCCACUAAAUCCA
This is a messenger RNA of Sycon ciliatum, 3001 nucleotides long. RefSeq names its product solute carrier family 49 member 4 homolog. The coding region runs from base 196 to 2040 and encodes 614 amino acids. The transcript has 10 exons. The record is from RefSeq and is a predicted model, not a curated record. Gene Ontology annotation, cellular component: intracellular membrane-bounded organelle; membrane. Gene Ontology annotation, biological process: transmembrane transport. Gene Ontology annotation, molecular function: transmembrane transporter activity. NCBI's taxonomy places the organism in Eukaryota, Metazoa, Porifera, Calcarea, Leucosolenida, Sycettidae.